Messenger RNA from Diabrotica balteata, 6011 nucleotides. The record is from the annotation of a GenBank genome assembly. Lineage: Eukaryota; Metazoa; Arthropoda; Insecta; Coleoptera; Chrysomelidae.
CUUUGAUUAAAGAUAUGCAUAAACAAAUAUUGGGAAAUUCUUAAACUUACUGAUAAUUUUUUUGUGGAGUUCAAAGUGCAGUGUAAGUGUUCUAACCUUCAAGCAUAUGAUAGUAAAAAUUCGGCUGUUCUAAUAAGAGUUAUUUGGUUUUAAGUUAUAUAAUUUCGAUGUAUACCCCAACUACUUUAAGUAAAAACAUCUUUUCAGGUUUAGCAAACAGUUUAAAUGUUUUAACUAAAAACUUUUGCAAUGAUGUUCAACCACUAAAAUUAGAAAAAGCGUUGAUUGUUUCUAAAUUAUCUAGAUAUGAAUUUGAAAGAACGAAACAUAAAGGCCUUUCAGAGAAGGGAUUGGAAAGUUUACUGAGGAAACGUGGAUCCAACUAUGAAAAACUUGUUUCUUUUCACCAUCUUCAUAAAGAAUUUGAAGAAAAUUUGAAGAAUAUUAUUUUGGCUUCAGGAACAGAAGUAGAGAUUGUAAAUAGAUUAAGUUGCACAAAUGAAAAGGUAGAUAAAGCUGAUAUUAUAAUUCCCAUUGGGGGAGACGGCACAUUUUUAAUGGCAGCAAGCAGAGUAUUAGAUAAUAAAAAGCCUGUGAUAGGUUUUAAUUCAGAUCCAAACAGAUCUGAGGGGUAUCUUUGUUUACCAAGGAAGUGUUCAUUGAGCCCAGAAGAAACAAUUAGGAAACUAAAAGAGGGUAAAUUUCAAUGGUUGAUGCGCUCUAGAAUAAGAAUAACAUUGGAAGUUGAAGAAAAAUAUUGUUUAUUUCCCCAAAGUUUGCAUCACGUUGACGGGCAUUGUCUUCCUUCUUUGAAAAGCCAUUCUGGUAAAAACGUUUUACCAGUUUUAUCACUGAAUGAGGUAUUCAUGGGCGAGACACUAUCGGCAAGAGUAUCUCAUCUGAAAAUGCGACUGAACAAUUCUGAACAAGUCACAAAUUUAAAAUGUUCUGGUAUCUGUAUAUCUACCGGUACAGGUUCCACUUCCUGGCAUUUAAGUAUUAAUAGAAUAUCUAGUCAGAGUAUAGCUGAGGUACUUAGGCUCCUUUCCAUCAAUCCUAAUUCAGGCAAAGAAAAUUUAGCAUCUACUCUGGCUGAUUCAUAUAAUAAAAACCUCAUAUUUAGACCAGAUGAUACUAGGAUGGGGUACACCAUCCGUGACUUAAUUUCAUCAGGUGUAUGGCCGAAUCCAAAAGGAAUAAACCAACGAGGAUUUGCCUCUAAAAUAGAAGUAAGGUCACAUUGUUAUGAUGCUUCUUUGGUGGUAGAUGGAGGAUUUUCCUUCCCAUUUAAUGACGGCGCACUAGCGGUGUUAGAAAUUCUUCCAGAAGAUGCCUUACGGACUGUACUAUUUACCGACUGAAAACGAUUUAGUGAUAGUUAUCGGGAAAGAGCACGUAUAAGAGGUAUAAUAAUGACAAAGAGAGAGAGAGAAAAAGAGAGAGCUUUGUAUUUUCUCGAAUGAGAUUUUAUUUAUGAACUCGCCUUUGGUUAGCUCCAUUCGGUGUGCUAGAUGUUGCAUCACAUGAGUGCUUUCGAAAGUUGCAACCUAAAAUGAAAGCUUACAUCGACAUGAAAUAUGUCAUACCUUGAAAGUUAUUCUAGAGAAAAAUACUGUUCUUUAUAAAGUUAAAUAUUAAGGAGGAUAAAGGGCAUUAAGUGAAUUUUUUUGUUAAAGAAAGAAUGCCAUUCCUCAGUUUCAAGAGCUUUGAUAGGGUUUUUCAGAUCCUAAUUUUCGUUUGAACUGGUUAAAUACAUUUAUGAGUGCCUGUUUGUCCAAAUAUUCAUAGUAACUUAAAUUCAAUGGAUAUGAUUUUUUGUAGUUUGUAAUAUUUCUUAGAUAAUUGUCAGCAGGUCUGUGGUCCAAACUGAGGAUUUAUAAUUACUGCAUUUUCAGGAGUGAUUAUUAAUAAUAAUAGUGUGGACCAGCCAAUCUUUUUAUUUAUUUAAGACAAAGAAUAAUGUUUUGUUUAACUUUUUUCGCUUUAUAUGGUUUUUUAAUGAUUUCGUCUUUUAUAUUUUUUUAUUGUGUAUAUUUACACUAUUAUUUGUUUACGUAUUAGUGUCACUUAGUAUUUAUCUUGAAAUACUCUUAAUUGUAUUCCUAUCAACAAAUUGCCAAAACAACUAAAUAGUUAUCAUAUACCUCUGAACAAAUAAAUAUAUAAUAAUAAUAACCUUAACCUUACAUUUUCUUAAUUUCAUAAUUGCCUACAUUCUCUAUUAUUUCGACUAUAUGGCAACUAUGUACGAAAUUGACAACGGCAAAAUUGAAUAACGUACAACGGAUUUUCAGUUUUCCUAACAUUCAUUGAUUUAGAUUGUUUUUGAAUCAAAGCUUCAACAAAGCAUGUUAACAUGAAAUCACAUUAAUAUGGCCUAUUAUGAUAUAAAUGAAUGUGACUGAAAUUAUAUGGCUGCUAUUUAUAUAAGGUUAAGUAUGAUAUUAAGUGCAAUUACAAUAUAGUUAGGUAUACAUAUUGAACCAAAAAUUAUCGCAAAUGUUACUAAAAAUGAAGACUUUAAAAAGACUGACCAGUAUAGAAUUUUUCGGUUUUAACUGUUAUGAGAAAUAAUUUAUUAUUUAGACGACAGGAGUUAUAUUUAAAUCAUGGGAAAAUUUAGAGUUACAGCUAAUAAAUACCGAGAUUUUUACAUUCUAGGGGUCCAAUUUUUUGCUUCCCUGCUAAAUAUGGUAGCAUGGCUUGGAUAUCAUUAUUUUUUCUGUAGACAAUGGCACAGGAGUUUCCUUCAUCUUGAUUUCCAACUCCACAAAACUCAGUUUCAUUCCAGAAGAGUAUGAUGCCCCUUCCUUCGUCUUCUAAAUGAAUGCCCAUAUUAAUACAGGUAAGCUGACGGAUGUAGUACAUUCGGGUAUGAGUUAAUGUUGGAAGAUACAUCUGUUGCUGGAGAUCAAAUUGAAACAUUCGAAUAUCUGAGUUGUUUCCUCUGGAUUAUAUGCAAUCUUAACUCAUUUGUUGUCUUGCCACGUCAGCUUGCCUGUAGUCAAUUUCUAGUUUUUGCUUAGCAUCACUUUUAUUUCUUCUGUUAGAGUUGUGUCUAUUUUGACUUUAAGGGAGUAACAUGUUGGGCGUGUGUCAACUCAUGGGAGCUUAAAUACCGCUGUCGCCGGCUUUAGGUUGCAUCAUCGUAACUACCAUGUCACCUUUUUACUCAACAGACUAGAAUGAGGUUUUUUUCGAUAUUUUUGUUAUUCUUUAUAAUAACUCAUAUCUCAAAAGUCACGACAAUCUAAUGUUAUACACAUACAUGAGACUGCCAUUUGCAGGAUAACUUAAACGAAAAUAACUCAAAAAUGGGUACCCUAAUGACCAACUAAAUUGUAUUUGCUUAAAGUAUUAAUAAAUAAAAACCACUUUAAGCAAAAAAUAUAUUAAAAAAUAGAAGAUAAGCUACUUCCUCCGUUGAUUCACUUUUUUUCAAUUGCUCCUUUAUUUUUGGUAUUUACACUUCAUCUAAUUUAUAUAACGAUGCACGUCAUCGGCGUCAUAGCCUGUGACGUCACAUGAUACCAACACAAAAUAUUUAGAGUGUAGGUGUGUUGUUUUUUAGAAUCACUUUACCGAGUACACUGGUAUUACAGCCACUAGACAUAUUUUAUAAUAUACGCGUAGAAAUAAUCUUUAAAAAUUUCUAUUAAUGUUAACUUAAAGAAAUACACAAUAAUAUGUUUCAUUUCAUUUGUAUAAAUGCAUUAUAAAGCGUUUUUAUCAAGAACAUUUGUUCGGAACAUACUGUAACUGUAAUCGAACGAAGGUAAAAUUUUGGCAUAAAUUGGUAACACUUAUUUGACAGUUGCGGUGUUGACACUUUUUGUACUUCAUUAUUUUGAAUUUUAAAGUGAAUAUCUCUUGUUUUAUAUUUUUAACUAUUUAAUAAAAUCUGUUCUUUUUAGAACAAAAUUAGUGUGUUUUAUUUCAAAAAUAUCACGUAAGAAUUUAAAUAGUCGUUGUAAAGAGAUGGUAAUACUUUUGCAAUAAUUAUGUAAUCUAUUUGAUUUAAAAUGGAGUCAGGAUUUUUUUAUACUUUGACAACUAUGUCAACUUCGAUCUCUGACGUAGAUAAUGACGUAAGUCGUUAUCUAAAUUAGAUGAAGUAUAUAUACUUAAGUCCUCUGUUUUACUGCCUUUUUGAAUAUUUUUUUCCAUUUCAAUAUAUUUAAAACACCUUUUUUGACUACAGUCACACACUCAAGUAAUUCGUCUGCCAUUUUGCGUAGACUGAUUGUAGCAAAUGUGGUUGCAACUGAUAAGGCACUUACAACGUUAGGACUUUCUCUUUCUCAGUAUUCAAGGUGAGGGCAUCUCAGAGCUUUAGCUUCAAGAGUUCAAGUAAAGGUCGGCACAUACAACGGUUUAAUCAUAUAAAACGUAUUUCAGCUCGAGUAGUACUUACAACGUUAUGGUUUGGCACCCUUCAUUUGACUUAAGCCAUACCUAAACCAUUCUCUAAAGAUUUUCAACGAAGGAUUCUUCUCCUUAUUUCCCGUUAUUUAAUCCGCAUCAUUACUUUCCUUUCCCUGGCUAAAUAUUCUGCGAUUCAUUUUAAUCGUGCGUUGAGUUCAGUUUUUCGUACUUUGGAGAAUUUCUUUAUUUAUUGUCUCAAUGAAUUGAAUUUUUAUUACAGUUUGACACAUCCAUAUUUUGAAAAGAUUUUUAAAUUAGUGAACACCACAAUUUAUGCCUUCAAAAAGGUUUGUUUCCUUUAAUAUCAAUACAUUUAAUCCAGCUGUUAUCUUCUGUCUGUUACGUCCCUCUAAAAUUGCUGUAAAGUACUAAUUUUUGUCGUAAUGUGUAUCAAAUUGUGUAAAAAUGAGUCCGCUCAAUGAAUUCUUGUACAAAUCGCAGUCCACCAAGAUUUUGGCAUGUUUUCGAUAUCCUGAUUUCAACUUCCCUGUCUUUGGAAGUGUCUAAGCUUGCCAUGUACAAUUUUUAAAGUCUGUAAUCUUAAAACAUAUUGUCGGUCAGUAUAUUCUAAGAUUACGUACAAUUAUUUUUGAAAAUUCUCUACCGUUUUCUGGUCGCUGGUGCACCAAACAAUGUAAAAAUAUCCAGUAAAUUGUAAGGUACUUUCUCUACAUGUCCUGUUUUUAGUGCUUUUAAUAUCACAAAUUUUGUGAGAUGAUCUUGAUAACCAUUACAAACUUAUAUUCUCGGUUUGCAUGAAACUAAUAAUCCUUUCUUUUCUUUUUUUAUUUUUGUUUUUGUUGGUACAGUUCGCAAAGUUGCAGAUGUAGGUCAACAUCGUGGCGAAUUGUAUUCUUAUUACGUGUACAAAACUGCUGCUUUUCUUUGAAACUCCGAAUAAGAUCUUUCUCUCAUCCGAGAUACUGGUUGAUUGGCCGUAAUAAAUAUGAACAAGAUUCUUAACGACUUUAAACAAGACUGAAAAUUAUGGACUGAGCUCAUAAAAUGAAGAAAGUGUCCUCCCACCUGCGUUGAACACAAACUACUGAAAUGUAAGCAAGUAAUGAAGUAAAUAAGUCACACCGCCUUUAACUUUCCCCCCGUAUCACACUCUUACCUACUCUCGUCUUUUACGUACAUUACCGGUUGCGAAUUCAGGAUUGCAUAGAAUACCUAAGCAAAGUAUAAAACAAAUCAUAUUUCAUACAUUAUCUUAACAGUUUAUGCAUUAUACACAUUACCUAUACAAAACCGAAUAUUGUAAAACAUGUGAAGUAGUUUAAGUGUACUUUAUUAUCCUAUUUAAAUUUAGUAACAUUAAGAUAAUCAAAUGCACUUUUGAAUUAGAAAAAGUACUUUUUACAAAAAUUGAUGAAUUUAAAUUAAUGCUAUUUAUUGUUAUCCAUGAAAACACAAACGUUUGAUUUUAGAAAAUGUUCCCCAUUGUAGAUUAAUUUUUAAAAUGUUUAUAAGCAAUGCUUUUUCCUUGUUAAAAUUUUUAUUGUUUUAAGACAUAAACUGAUACUAGUAUUAAGUAAAAAAUAUAUUAAAAUGUCUAUUUUAUAAUAAAUAUAUGAUGAUUUUUU